CAAAGCCGGGAAAAGCGGGAAUUUUUGAAGGCGUAGUGUUAUCAUUCUUGAAUGUCCAGAAAAAACUCUGAAAUUUACUACUAAUAUAUUUAUCUCUUUCUCAGGAUACCUAAUACUCAUCGUUAUUCAUAUAAAAAUUCCAUGCGGAAAUGUUAGUCUAAUGUGAUUGAAGUGUCCUAUAUAUUUUUUCCCUCAAAAUAAAUCACUAUUUAUCCGUGCUGCAAACUCAUCGGAGACCAGGUAGAUCUGCAUUACCUGCGCUUGUAGCAGAAGGACUCGGCAAGAAAGAAGGAUGAAAGAAAACAUCUGGAAUAUCAGCGCUACAGAAGCUGGACAACAUCAUGUUAAUUACCCUGCUGAAGCAAAUGGAACAGCUUUCCUGCCUGGGACCAGCACAACCCUGAUUCCUGGUAACCAGACUGCCAUCACGGCUCAUACUGGAGGCAACGCUGCUGCGCCCCAAAUCUGUCAGUCCCAUAUUACUGGUGAUGUAAAUUUCAGCAUCAAUCUCCAAGGUUAUGGGGAUGGAGGAGGGCGUGGCCAGAAGCGGCAAAGAUAUCCAGCACCACCGAGUGACGUACUAUUUGAUUGUACUGAAUCCUUGAACAAGAUACAGAGAGUUCAGAUGGAUCCAUCAUUAUGCUCAGAGCCAAAGAAACCAAGAACAGAUUACUCCUUUGCAGUUGUCCAGGAGAAGCAUAAAUCUAAUUUGAAGAGAAAAUUUGAAAACGUAUCUGAGGGAAUUUCACGGGCAGGGAAAUCGAUUCAUCUAAAUAGUGUGUUUACAAACCUCGACAUAAUAGAAGGUGACAUGGAAAAGGUCCUUGAUGAACAUGAGAUAUGUCAGAUUGAAAUUGCCCCCAGAAAGGAAACAUCUACAAUUCCUAUACAUGAUAUCUUAAAACCCUUAGAAGGUGAAAUGAAAACCAUCAGAACCGUGCUGACGAAGGGGAUCGCAGGAAUUGGAAAGACUUUUUCUGUGAACAAGUUCAUUCUUGACUGGGCAAAUGGCAAAAAGAAUCAAGACAUCGAUUUUGUUUUCCAAUUUAGUUUUCGUGAACUGAAUUUAAUGAAACAAAAAUUCAGUCUAAUGAAACUUGUUUAUCAAUUCUACCCAGAAAUAAAGGAGCUACAUGGACUUGAAAACUACAAAAUUUUGUUUAUCCUUGAUGGCUUUGAUGAGUGUCGAUUUCCUUUGAAAUUCAAGAAUAAUGAGUGCCAAUCCUCUUUAAAAACUAAACUGCCUUUGGAUGAAUUGCUAACAAACCUCAUCUGGGGGAAUAUGUUUCGCUCUGCCUGCCUCUGGAUCACCUCCCGACCAGCAGCAGCCAGUCAGAUCCCCCCUGAAUGUGUCGACCGAAUAUCAGUAAUACAAGGAUUCAAUGAUUUCCAGAAGGAGGAAUACUUCAGAAACAGAUUCUCUGAUGGUAACCUAAUUACCAAAAUAAUCUCACAUGUCAAGUCAUCCAGAAGCAUCUACAUCAUGUGCCACAUACCGCUUUGCUGUUGGAUUGCAGCCACUGUUCUUAAAGAAUUUUUUACUCGGAAAGAUAGAGAAAUUCCCACGACUUUGACACAAAUGUACACUCACUUCCUGCUCAUUCAAAUAAAUAGAAAUGAAAAGUAUUUUGAAGAGAAUGAUGAAGGUACAAGGAGGACAGCAGUAGAUCAUCAGAAGAUCAUUCAGAAUCUAGGGAAACUAGCUUUUCAAGAGUUGUAUAAGAAGAAUGCCUUAUUUUCUGAGGAGGACUUGAAAGAUUGUGGUAUAGAUGUCCGUGACGUUUUAUACUCUGGAAUCUGCACAGAAAUAAUAAAAGAGGAGUGUUUUCAAAUUUAUAAGGUGUACUGUUUUGUUCACCUGAGCAUUCAAGAGUAUCUUGCUGCUCUUCAUGUGUUUUAUUUAUUUGUCAACAAGACCAUGAAGCCACUGGAUGAUUUUUUCAAGAUGAAGCCUAGAGUUUUACACGGCUUGCACAAAGCUGCAGUGGAUAAGGCCCUUAGCUGUCAAAGUGGACACCUGGAUCUUUUCCUUCGCUUCCUACUGGGAAUUUCACUGGACUCCAAUCAGCGACUUCUUGAAAACCUUCUGCCUUUGAGAAAAAACAGCUCACAUAGCAUUAUGAGAACAACCCAGUACAUCAUCAAAAUUUUGAAUGGGAGGAAAAUUUCUGCAGACAGAGGCAUCAACCUUGUGCACUGUUUGAUGGAGCUGAACUAUAGCUCCCUAGUGGAGAAAGUCCAAAAGCUUGAAAGCCCUGGUUCAGCUAGGAAGCUUUCUCUGACGGAGUGUUCAGCACUGGCUUAUGUACUUUUGCUGCCACACAAUGUUUGUGAUGAAUUGGAUCUGAAGAAGUUUAACGUGCCAGAUGCGGGUCUUUGCCGACUUGCCCCUGUGAUAAGAUCAAGGAAAACUGCUGUGUUUAACCACUGCAAACUCUCGCUCGAAUCGUGUAAAGUACUGGCCUCGGUUCUCGAGUCAGCCAGGUCGCACCUUGUAGAUCUGCAUCUCAGCCACUGUGACCUGGGGGACCAGGCACUGGGAAUCCUCUGUUCUGGGCUGAAGAGUCGGCAGUGUCAGCUGGAGAGACUGGACCUCAGCUUUAAUAAACUGAGCAGUGCAGGAGUGAAUCAGCUCUGUGACGUGCUCAGAGGGCCACAGUGUAAACUGCAGUAUCUGGAUCUCAGCAGCAAUGACCUGCGGGACGCGGCAGUGAAGGUGCUCUGUGAGGCACUGCCUAGUCCACAGUGGAAAUUACAGACAAUGAAACUGUCAAGCUGUCGAAUCACAGAGCAAGGUUUCGCUUCUCUGGCUUCAGCCCUCUGUUCAAACCCUCCACACCUCAAAGAGCUGGACCUGAGCAACAAUAACCCUGGCAGGUCAGGGGCGGAGCUGCUCUCUGCUGCGGGGAACAACCUCACCUGCAAAGUGACUUUGGGCCGAGGUGAUGAGCGUAGAUCUGACUUUCUGAAAUAUGCCUGUAAGGUGAUACUGGACCCCAACACAGUAAACAAGUUUUUAUAUAUCAGUGAUGCAGGCACAAAGGUGACCAGGAGGGGGCGACAGCAGCCAUACCCACAUCACCCAGGGAGAUUCAGUGGCUGUAACCAAGUGCUGUGCAGAGCGGGCCUGCACGGCUGCUGUUACUGGGAGGCGGAGCUGGAUGGAUGUGAGGCGUAUGUGGGGAUGGCGUAUGAAGGGAUCGUCAGGAGCGCAGCGUGUCACGCGGCUCGCCUCGGUUACAGCGACAAGUCCUGGGCUCUGUACUGUUCAGCUGGCAAGGUCUCUGCAUGUCAUAACAAGGAGAUCAUUGAUAUCUCUGUGCCCCAGUCCAGUACCUGCAGGAUCGGGGUGUACCUGGACUGGACAGGUGGCAGUCUGUCCUUCUACAGCGUCUCCUCUGACACGCUGACCCACCUCUACACCUUCCACUCCACAUUCACUGAGGUCCUGUAUCCAGGGUUCAGGCUCCUGAAGAAAAACACGUCGUGGACCCUCUGUCGGCUGCACUGAGAGACUUUUCUGUCUUCAGCCAGACACGAUGACCAAAGAGGAAAUAAAUCAGGGAUCAUAGCGUCACGCACAAGAUUGCGGAACUCAGUGACCUUCUUUCAGAGCUGUCAUGUAUUCAAAGCUAAUUAUUCUGCCCAUCCAAAUAUGAGCGUUUGUUUGUAUUUGGGUCCCCCUAGUGGUAGUAUUUCCACGGCAUUUCCACCAUAUUCUAGCUUAAAUAAGGAAGUAAAUUGGGUAUUGACCACGUGUCAGAAUCUGUUCUCAUUUAAUCUGCCUAAUUUAUUUUGCACGUGAAAGUGUGGUCUAUAAGUAACUGUCUUUACAUACCGAUAAUAUAACAGAUACCAAAGGAAUAUGUUACGUCCGUG
Molecule: messenger RNA, 3879 nt
Organism: Brienomyrus brachyistius
Lineage: Eukaryota; Metazoa; Chordata; Actinopteri; Osteoglossiformes; Mormyridae
Product: NLR family CARD domain-containing protein 3-like
Exons: 11
Coding region: 293-3511 (1072 amino acids)
Molecular function (GO): protein binding
Source: RefSeq, a predicted model, not a curated record